Messenger RNA from Suillus paluster, 1306 nucleotides. Its product is annotated as WD40-repeat-containing domain protein. The record is from RefSeq and is a predicted model, not a curated record. Bases 1 to 855 code for a protein of 284 amino acids. Lineage: Eukaryota; Fungi; Basidiomycota; Agaricomycetes; Boletales; Suillaceae. The transcript has 7 exons. Gene Ontology annotation, molecular function: protein binding.
AUGUAUUAUUUAAUUGUUGUAGGAUCCUUCGCCACCCACCGCUCCCACUCCCAGGACCCGGACCCUGACCCGUCUGCCAAUUCAGACAUCGCAAAGCCGACGUCGAGCGGUCAAACUUUUACAGACAAGCUUGUUUCUGUAAAUUCUUACGGGAAGUCACCCAUUAUGGCCGAACAACUUGACCCGACGUCUGUGAAUGAAAGAAUUGCCGAUGCCACCAAACGGAUAGCGGGCAUCAAAAAUAUCUCAGGAAUAUUUGGUCCAAAAUACUACCUUGUCAACCAACAACCUCCAGUGUUCAACACCGUAGCUAACGGGCUUGCAGAUGUCCAUCCCUAUGUGAAGGUGGCAUUGAGCAUACUCACCUGCGCAUCUAAGAUGGUUCUCGGUCAGGCAAGGCAUUAUGCAUCAAGUUUCCCCCUCCAAGUGCACACUUCCUAUAUUCAGUCUCUCGCAAUCUCGCCUGAUGGCAAACACAUUGUGUCGGGUUCAGCUGACAAGACAAUCCGUGUGUCGGAUGCGGAGACUGGCAAGUCUGUCGCAAUCUCGCCGGAUGCAAAAUGCGUCGUGUCUGGUUCAGAUGACAAGACGAUUCGGGUAUGGGAUCUGGGGACUAGCAAGAAAUUGCGCACUCUCCGAGGACACACUGACUGUGUUCAGUCUGUUGCAAUCUCGCCAGAUAGUACACUCGUUGUGUCUGGUUCAUCUGACAAGAUGAUCCGGGUGUGGGAUAUAAAGACCGGCAAGCCAUUAGGUGACCCUCUUGGAGGGCACACUAGCAAUGUUCUGUCUGUCGCAAUGGCAAAUACAUCGUGUCUGGUUCAGACGACAGGACUAUCCGGGUGUGGGACCUAGAUUUUCUCGACCGGCACCACCCCUUCACAGAACCUUCAGUAUAUCUCUCACCAUCCCGGCACAUGCUCUUCAUUCCGCCUCCUCCUUUCUCCAGGAUUCUUCUACCGCAAUCUCUCUUGCCCCAAACGAGGAGGGAUGGUUUGUAGGUUCAGACGGAUGGCUUCUUCUGUGGAUCCCACUCAAUUUCUACCCAGUGAUGUAUGCCCCAGGCAACACGCUGGUGAUAGCCAAUCGUGCCUCGCAGUUCGAUUUAAGUUGUCUUGCACACGGUACAUCAUAGCACAAGUGUCGGGAACCGCAGGCUAGCUUGUCUUCAUCAUAAUUUCUUCAUGGGUUGCGCUUUUGAUACAUACACUAACAAAUGUACACUACAACAGAUCUACGCAUCCUGUUCGCCAUUUCUCAAUCUACAGCCUUUACUUGUACUUCUUCUGCUCUAUUCUACUGCAGC